Molecule: messenger RNA, 1008 nt
Organism: Brassica rapa (field mustard)
Lineage: Eukaryota; Viridiplantae; Streptophyta; Magnoliopsida; Brassicales; Brassicaceae
Source: RefSeq, a predicted model, not a curated record
AUGGCCGAUGGCGAAAGCAGAGACAGAGGUUUGACGACAGGCUCAUUUACGUCCUCUGAAACAGAAAUUUCAUGUCCGACGACGUUUGAUGACGAAGGCAGGGGAGCAUCGAUCCCUGACUCCAUGGAGAUAACAAGAGAGAGGUUGGUGGAGAGGAGAAGAGAGGACGCUGGAGCUUCUCUAUCGACGACGAUUCACCGCGGCCUCGCCGAAUUUCAAGUCGGAGAUUUGUUAGGUUUCGCCUUCUUUGUCGCAAUGUGUGAGAUGCUUAAAGAAAGACGGGUUCUGCCGGUUUCAAGCAACAGAGACAGGGUAUCGCCUUACCCGCUACGCUCUUGUCGGAGCAAGAAACAGAAAGAAGCCGAGUCGUCAUCACCUCUCGAUUCAGAGAGUGUGAGUGAAUGGGAGGAUGUUAGGUGUGUGAUCUGCAUGGAGCCGCCGCACAAUGCCGUCCUCUUGCAAUGCUCUUCCUUCUCCAAAGGAUGCCGUGCUUACAUGUGCGACACUAGCGCGCGUCACUCCAACUGCUUCAAGCAGUUCCGCAGAAACAAGAACACAAGCCGAUGCAGUGUCAAGACUCUUAGCUGUCCCUACUGCAGAGGAGAGGUUCACGGGACGGUGAAGUCUACCUCCGCGCGGAGAUUCAUGAAUGCGAGACCGAGGUGCUGUUCUAUGGACAAGUGCGGUUUCUCUGGGAGCUAUUCUCAGCUCAAGACACACUUGAAAGCUGAGCAUCCGGGUUUUACGCCUCCGAAAGUGGACCCUUUGGAGAAACGCAAGUGGGAUGAUUUGGAGAGAGCGGAGUUCAUUGAGAUGAUCAACGCUCGUCAGAGAUGGGAAUCAGAGCAGAGAUCUCUCUAUCAGCUUCCGCAUCACCAUCCCUUGAUCGAUCUCAACUUUGAUGCGUUCAUGCACAAUCUUUUUAUUGGUGUAAGGGGUGGUCAAGCAAGUGAUGCUAAUACUUCAAUGCCCCGGUUGGAGUUCAAUGGUACCAGAUGGACUCCGUGA